AUGAAAUUGUUGUGUGCUGCUUUAAGUUUUUCAAUAUUUGCUACUGCUUUUUCACGACCACAAGAAACUGUAAAGUUUUUGGGAUUUCGAGAACUGGGAAAAUAUUCUGGAGUUAAUCAAGAAGGAAUCGAAUAUGAAAAAACCUAUUAUGUGUCGAGUUAUAUAAAACUGGCACCUCCUGCAGCUAGAAGCUUCUGCAAAUCUUAUGGCAUGGAUUUGGUUUCAUUUGAAUCCAGAAAUGAAUAUCUUGUUGUGAGAAAUAAGUUUGAACCCGAACUGCCUCGAGAUAAAAGUAUUUUCGUGAUCGUUGGUGGAUUUGCACAUGUUCAACAAAAUGGGAAAAAAAUCUUUCAUUGGAUUUCAACUGGUGAAAAAAUAUUUUCUGGACUUGAAGCUACCGGAGAAGAAUAUUGCUUAGGAAUUAAAAAAGAAGCAAAUGAACCAGUCGCAUUCAUCCCGAUUUCAUGUGAUGAAACACUGAAAUUUAUGUGUCAGGACAUGGAGCUUCAAUACGCUAAUUAA
Molecule: messenger RNA, 522 nt
Organism: Clunio marinus
Lineage: Eukaryota; Metazoa; Arthropoda; Insecta; Diptera; Chironomidae
Source: the annotation of a GenBank genome assembly